Messenger RNA from Drosophila ficusphila, 4691 nucleotides. Its product is annotated as protein FAM13A. The coding region runs from base 2055 to 4460 and encodes 801 amino acids. The transcript is spliced from 4 exons. Lineage: Eukaryota; Metazoa; Arthropoda; Insecta; Diptera; Drosophilidae. The record is from RefSeq and is a predicted model, not a curated record.
CGGUGUGGUUCACAGUUUUCAUUCUAUCGCAGUGCUCAUAGUUAUCUAUCCGUGUUUGGGUGUGAGUGAGUGUGGAAAAGGCCGCAACAACAACAACCACAAAGAGAGCAGAAAAAUCCGCCGAAAAUUAGCUAUGGAUAAACAGAAUGCAAAAAUGUAUGCAAUUGCCGUCAUAAGUUCGCUCAUUGAAAUUCGUAAUAAUUGAGCCUCCGAAAAUGAACCAAAAGAGCAUUUAGCCAAGAGAGAGAGAGAGAGUGAGAUGCGCCCCCACUUUAACCGUUUCAUUUGCAACGUCAUCGUCAUCUGAAGAGUACCUUCGAAGAAAAGAGAGCGCGCGAGCGCAUUACGCCUUUGUUUACACGCCCAUUUCACAACUCCCCCAAACGGAUACAUCAUCUUAGGACUUGCUAAAUGUGCACAUCAAACCACUAUUUGGAUAAUUAAUGCAAAGGAAUCCGCGAUAAAAACGCAAGCGAUAAAAGAGUCUGCGCAAAGAGAGUGCAGAUAAAGAGAGGGAGGAAAGAUAAAGAGAGCGAGCUGCGUUGGGCUCCAAAAGUCGCGUUCAUUGUGUGUGGCUCCCAUUUGGAAAAAUUGCGUCUCGCGACACAACGUGCGUCCAAAGCAGCGGAAAGUUUUUCGAUUCGCGGCCCGGUUAUUGUAAUUGUAUAUGCAAUUGUGCUUCAAAAACUCCAGAGUCUUUGAAAAUUUGUCAUUGGGCAAACCAAUAACACAAGCUAACCCAUAAACCCAUAUCAUCUAGUGUGACGAGUUUUAAAUAUCGAUUUUUUUGGCUAACGCGCGUCGAUGACCUCGCACACACCAAUAACAACAACUAUAAAUACCACUACAAUUGUGAGCUAAAAGCUGCAAGUACACGCAGAAAAAAAGCGCUCCAAAGCUGUGUCUAAGUUUUUAAGUAAGCCAAACGCUUUACAUAAUUGCCCCAGUGCCAAAAGAGGCAGCCACAACAAAAACAACGAAGAAAACAACGGCGUUGCAAGGGGGAAAACUCUCGAUUGGAAGAAGGGGAAGAACAAGAAGGCGCAGAAGAGCCCCCGAAAAGAGCGGCACCCAAAAACCGCAGAGACACAGACACAUGCUCAGAUACCGUCUCGUGUCGACUCACUUCCUCAAGCAGCCGUAGUGUGCAAGCGAGCGAAACAGCGAUACCCAAAGAGGGGGAGCGUGAUUAAGUGAGCGAGUGCGAGAGCGUGGGUGUAACUGCAAGUGCAACAAGAGAGAGCGAGAGCGAUCGCAGGACAUAACUGGGCUAUAAAAGCGCGACAGGUGCACUCUGCCUGCUCAUUCACCGUUAGGCGGGCACUUCAAUUGUUGCUAAGAGUCCUCUGGUCUCCCAGAAAGAGGCAGGAAUCAGGAUUCUAGCGCGUGGUUCUCAGAUAUACAGAGAGUGAGAGAGAGAGGAAGGAAAUUCGCAUCCGAUCCGGCACUAAAAUCCAUUCACAACGUAUUCGCUAGGAGUGUUACGCCUUUUGGGUCUGAGCUACAGCCUUGAUAGCGAAAAUGUGCAGAGAUCGCGAUAUGAGUUUGUCGUAGAUCAGCGCAACCGUCGUUACAAGGUCAAGAAAAAAUCAAGCUCAAGAGCGAGUAGGAAGGUGAAGGGGGCAAGAGCCCAAGGGCCCCAACGAGAGAGAUUGCGUGAGAUUGCGAAAUCCUGGACCACUAGCAACCACAAUAACCAGAUCUAGCUACCAUACCAAAGUUAACAAUAUUAGCAAAAGGCCACAAAAAAAAAAAAAAUAAUUAAAUAUAAGUAAGGUUCCGUCAUACCUUCCAUUUCGGGUGCGCGUGUGAAUCAACGGCAAUGUGACUAUCCUACGCAGCCGGGCUCUAUCCAACGGUUUAAGCCGGUUCCAAAAAAUUAAUCCAGAUUCGGGCCAAGUGAUUUCGAUCUUCAAUUCGGUACGUUUCAAUUUUUACAACCAUCAAGUCCAGCGGAAAACGUCGUGCAACUGGCGAACGUACGGGGAAAAACCAGCAAGAUUGAAGACUUUGGGAGAAAUCUUUGGAAGUCCGUUAAGGCUUGCAUUUGCGGCAUGCGCCAUCCCACAACUGGGCUGAACGAAGACGACCUGAGUCGUCUCACUGGUUCAUCAUCGUCGACGGCCUCCUGCGGCAGCGCAGCCUCCUCGUCAUCGUCCUCAUCCUCGUCGUCGUCUUCCUCGAAUCCCGCUGCCCGUCAUGAGGUGGUCCGCAGUCCGGAGAAGCCGACGCCAGCGGCGGGCGGUGUGGAUAAGAGCCACCAGAGCCACCUGAACAGUGGCUUCAGCUCCACCUACCUGCCGGAGAUCAUCCACCCGGCGCUGGAAUGGCAGAAGUCGUCGCGCAAGCGCAAGGAGCGCCUGGACAGCAGCUCGGCCUUUGGCCAAGAUCGCAAGCUGCAGCGCAGCAACAGCGAGGAGCUGCUCACGGAACUACCGGCCGCCCUGGUAUCGCCCACCGCCCAGGUGGCCGCCAAUCUGCUGGAGGCCCAGUGCGAGGUCAUCCGACGGGUGUCCUCGGAGGACUUCAAGCGCACCGCCAGCUACGCCAACUAUCGCCAGGAGUUCGAGCGCGGCGAGCAGGAGGAGGCCUCGGAGCUGGGCGAGAACAACGCCGCGCUGGCCAACCUGCCGGCCCAGGAGGCGGCCAAGGAGCGCGCCCGCCCGGAGACCAGUCCCGCCCGCCAGCCGCCGGCCAAGGAGGCCAGCGAUGACUCCGAGUGCGAGCACGAGCGGCGCCGCAGCAGCGAGCGCUUCUGCAAGUCCCGCCAGCCGCCGGUCCGCAAGUCGGGCGUGGCCAAGAAGGGCGGUGGCGGUGGCUCCAAGUACCUGCCCUCCCGCCGGGACGAGCAGAGCGCCUACAAGUACGAUCUGUCGGCCUUGAAGUACGAACGGAGGGGUUUCAUCAGCAGCCGCAAGCAGCAGGGCAUCCAGUCGGCCGCCGACCACAACGACAACAACCUGAUCGACUUCCACCAGCAGCAGAAGGAGCUGCAGACGAAGAGGAGCGCCAGCAUUUCGCCCACGCCGACCACCAGUUCCUCGGCGGGCAGCGACGACAGCACGCCCACUUCCAACGCCCCGGCGCCCAUCAAGGCCAAGCCGCAGCGGCAGCAGCAGAGCCUGGACCUGACCUCCGCCCAGGAGUCGCUGCCCUGGGAGCGCGGCGAUGAGCCGGCUCCGAUUUUGAGCCGGCGGUACGCCCACUCGCGGCCGCACAUCGGCGGCAACCUGGAUGCGGCCGCCCAGCUGGCCAAGGCCAUGCCGUAUCCGCAGCAGCUGCCCAAGCAGGCGGCCACCGUGCAGCUGCACGCGGACAUCGCCGACAUGGACUGCUGCCUGGAGCCGAUGGACGCGGUGCGGGCCUUCAGCUCGCUGGAGAACAUGCGCACUCGCGACGUGAUGCAACAGGUGCUGCCCGCCAUGAUGGUGGCCUUCCAGUCGCCCGAGGAGCGUCUCAAGGCCAUCAAUCGGCGCGUCACCGUGCUGAAGAAGAAGCUGGUCCAGCUGGAGGAGUCGCUGGAGCAGCGGCUGGGCUACCGGCCGUCCCAAGCGGAGCGACUGAACGACAAGUACAUGAAGAACGCCCUCGCGGAGUUGAGCAAGCUGCGCAAGGAGCGGCACGAGCUGAAGACUGAUCCCAUCGCAGCCCUCGGCCUGAAGGUGGGCAGCGGCGGCGGAGGCGUCGGUGGCCAGGAGGUGGCCAAGAAGCUGGAGCGCAUGAAGGCCACCCUCGCUGAAAUCGAGCAGAAUCUCAACGAGAAGCGCGUGAAUGGAAACCGCUCCGAGCAGCUGGAGGAUCUGAGCGCCGACCAACUGGUGCAGGAGAAGAGUGCCGUGCAGCAUGGACUGCUGUACUUCGAGAGCCUCUAUGGACACCCCAUCACCAAGGAGGAGCGCGAUGCCGCUCGACCGCUCUACGAUCGCUAUCGGCAACUGAAGCGUCUGGUCUCGCGCACCGUGAUGUUCGGAGCGGGCACAGGCGUUCCCGAGCUGCCCACCAUCCUGGAGCACGAGGCCAUGGUGUUCGAGGCCACCUCCACACCGCAGCAGUAUUCAUCGAACAACAGCACCGAGACCACCAACUCGCCGAGCGACUCGAAUGCCCCGAAUACUCUCAACCAGAACGUUUCCUCCGACGAGUCGACGACCACCACCACCCUGACGGGUCCGGCGGCCGGAGGAACUGCCGCCAACCAGGAGCACCAGGCGGCCAGCGAGAACAUCUCCGCGCUCAGUCUGGACCAGCUUUGGGAGCAGCUAGACCGAGCGCGCGACGAGAAAUCCCUGCUUAAGUCCACCAUCCGGGAGUACGAGUCCCUGUUCGAGGAGCAGAACGGACGCAAGAUGCUGAAGCAGGACCGGCGGUCACUCGAGACGGAGACCUAUGCCCAGUACAAGGAGAAGAAGGCCAAGGUCCGAUUGCUCCAGGCGCUGAUUAAGAAGCACAUCGGCCACUAAGCUAUGAAUAUCCUACUUCCAUUCGACUUCUUUUCACCCACGCAUGCGAUACUUAUUUAUUUCAUCAUACCAACCAAACAAAUACAAACCUAGAUCUAUACAAAUUAUAUGUAGUUUUUAGACUUACAUUUACCAUAUAUUCUAUAAUGAUACAUUUUAUGAAUAUUGUUGAUUCCUUAUUGUUUUUUGAAAACAUCUAUUGAGUAAUUGUAAUAAAAAAAUUGAACAUUA